AUGGAGUCUUCGUGUACACGUUUCACGGCAGCUGAAGGCGGAGCUCGCUUAGCCGCUUAUGCGGGUUCUAAGAAUAUCUUGGUGACAGAGCACACUGCCUUUAUAUCGACCAGUGUGCUCAUUGAACAUGCAUAUAAGAUAAGAGGCCUAUUAUCAUCAGGUCGUCAGCGUUCAAUAUUCAUAACAAGAUUGUCUCGGAUUGAAUGUGUUGCCCAUGAACUAACAAUUUUAACUGAUUUAGCUGUUUUUAAAGCUAAAUUGUAUAGUGAUGUGAGCGAUUGGAAAAAUGAGUUAGAAUAUAAGGAGGUACUAGUGUGUACAUCAGAAGUGUUCAAAAUGAUUUUACAUGAAAAAAUUUUGGCUAUUCCAAAUGUAAAUGUACUAAUAAUAGACAGCUGUCAUUUAAUAUUUAAAGAUGAGAAUUUACAAUAUAUAAUGAAUCUGUAUAAACAACAUGAAGAAAAUAAGCGACCAAGGAUUUUAGCGCUUACAUACCCACUAUUCACAGCCCCUAAAGACGAACAGACAGACACACAAGAAGAGGCUAUGGAUGGUAUAGAUAAAAAAGAAAUUAAUGAUUGUAUAACAGAAAAAGAUAAUGAAAGAUAUGAAAAUGAAGAAACUAAAAUGGAAAGCAAUGAAAAAUUUAAAGUAACAACAAAUAAGGAUGAUGGAAGUUGUGAAAGGGAAAAUGAAAUAAAAGAUUCCGGAAGUAAAAAGAAAAAUUAUGAAAUGAAAGAUACAUUUGUGAAAAGUGAUUUUGGUGUUUACAACAAUAUGGAUGAUUUCGAUAUGUAUGAAAAAUUAGAGUGGAAGAUUGAGGAAUUUGAAAAGGCUUUGUGUUGCGAAAUAGAUUUGGCGGAAGAUAUUGAUGGAGGGAAACGAUUGUCAGCAACAGCGGUGAAACCUAAGGAGGUAAUAAUAGAAUACAGUCCUCAGGUCUCAAGUGAAGACCUACCGGAUAUCUAUGUGGAGUUGGAGAGAUAUAUGAAGGACACUGUGUACGAUGCUUUGGAUUUCAUAAACGAGCACAGAUAUGAUCCAACAGAGAUAUACGGUGAGGAUUUAUAUGAAGAGUUUAUGAAGAUACCCGACCCGACUGUUGAUCCUAAGCAGAUCUUUAUGGAGUUUUUAUAUGUACUGGAACAAUUAGGUCCGUACGCUGCGGACAAAGCCGCGUUCUCUCUGCUAACUAAAUUAGAAAAAUUAAAAAUAAAAGUGCCUUACGAGAGACAUUUUUUGCUACUAUGCCUAUGUACGUCCGUGUUCGUCAAGAUAAGGUGUUACGCGGAUCUUGUAUUUUCAAAAUAUGAAUCUGAUUGGGAGAAGAUUACAAUGUUUUCAACACCAAAAGUACUAAGAUUGGCGGAGAUUUUAGAACAAUUUCAACCUGAUAAUCAAAAAGACGUCAAAAAUUCGCCCGAUUGUAACAUAAAUGCCAAAGAUAAUAUUAAUACAACUGAUAGUAACACGAAAAAUGAUGAAAAAAAAGAUAUCACGAAAAAUGAUGAAAAGAAAGAUAUCACGAAAAAUGAUGAAACGAUUGUUGAUAGCACCUCGGAUGAUAUCGACAAGAAGAAAAAUAUUGAUACAACAGAAGUAUGUGAUAACAAUGAUGCUGAUAGUGAAUUGAAAGAAAGAAAUGAAAUUGAUAGUAAAAAUGAAAGUGAAAUGAAAAAAUCAAAAACAAUGGAAUUAUUGAAUGAAUUGGAGAAAUGUGAUUUUGUGACGUUGGGAAAUAAAAUUGAAGAUAGAGUGAAUACGUACGAGGCUAAUUUGAAGGAUAUUGAAGAUUACGAAGUUAUUGUUGAUAGCGGCAAAAGUGAUAGCAAAAAUGGUAGUAACAAAAGUGAUAGUGUUUGUGUUAAUGAUAAAGGGACAGAUGUGAAAGUGGGUUUUGGUAAACGCGGUCACAGAUCUAGAGGUAGGAGGGUGCAGAGGAGUAAUGUUGCGAAAAUGCAGCAAAUGCAGCAAAAUUCGGAUGCUCUAUGCGGUAUUGUAUUUUUACGUGAAGCUCUGAUGGCGAAGAUAUUGUUUAUGAUGAUUGUGGAUAUGUCCAGAAGUCGUCCGUCCUUAUCCCACUUGUGCGCACAGUACUGCGCCUCAGAGGAUGGUAGGGACAAGGAUAGCCAGAGAGAGGGGAAAAAGCAGGAGGAGGUUUUGAAGAAAUUCCGUAUGCACGAGUGUAAUUUGCUUUUAGCAACGUCGGUGUUAGAAGAAGGGAUAGAUCUGCCGAGAUGUAAUUUGGUUGUGCGAUGGGAUGUGCCUCCUUCCUACCGAUCCCACGGGCUGUGCCGAGGGCGGGCGCGGGCGCCGCGCGCCGCCGUGGCGCUGCUCGCGGGGGCGGCGGACAGCGACGCUCUGGUGCACAACCUGGCUGUGUAUAAGGAGUUGGAUCAGAUUAUAACACGAAAAUGUGGUUGUGGUAUACAAUUUGAACCGCCUCAAGAGGAAGAGAACCAAGCAGACUCAAUAGCGUACCUUGUCAAACCAUACAUACCUCUCGAACUGAUUUCUAAUACAAAUCGAUUAGAAACCGAUAAUAAAUCGAAUGUAGGACUUAAAAUCGAUAUUAAUAAUGAUAAUGCCAAUGCUGAUAUAAUUAUAACUAAUGAUAAUGAUAUGGAAGAUGACAAUGUAAGAACCAAAGACAAUGAUAGAGAAAUAAAUAAAGAAAUGGACACAAAUAAACAUACAGACAAUGUUAUUAACAAAUUGAAUAUGAAUCUAUCAAAAAUACACAUAAAUAUGGAAAAUGGUGAACUGGAAAUGGAUAUGAUGAAGGAAGAUGUAAAUAGAAGAUAUAAAGAAUAUACAAAUGAAAUUAGAGAAGAGAAUAAGAAGAUGAAUAUAGAAAAAGAGUGUCACGAAACUCUAGAUUUUAGAGAGCAAGAUAAAAUUGGUGAUGUUGAAACGAAAUGUGAUGAUCUAAAGUUUGAUUACAAGUUGAGUGAUAAGAAGUGUGAUGAAAAUGUUGCCAGUGUUGAUUUGAAUUCAGCAAUUGCAUUAAUUAAUAGAUACUGCAGUAAACUCCCAUCAGACACAUUCACGAGGCUCGCACCCCAAUGGUGGAUGGAACAGGUUCGGCUCCCGGACAGGCAUGGUGUCUUGAGAACGGCUUAUAUAUGCACCUUGAGAAUGCCCUUGAAUUGUCCAGUGAAAUAUAAUAUUGUUGGGCACCCAAUGCCGACGCGCGUGCUGGCGCGGCGCGUGGCGGCGCUGCUGGCGUGCCGCGCGCUGCACCGCGGCGGCGAGCUCGACGACCACCUCGUGCCCAUCGGCAAAGAGAAUUUUAAAGCUGCAGAGCUGGAGAGCAGCGCGCCGGCGGCGGACAGCGCGGACGGCGACAGCGCGCGCCCCGGCACCACCAAGCGCCGGCAGUAUUACUACAAGCGGACGGCGUGGGAGUUCACAGAUUGCCAAGCGAUCAUAGACGCUACGGAUGAGGAAAUAGAGAAGAAUCCCGUUCUCGAUGGGAAACAAGAUGGCGCCGCCGCCAGCAACGUGCUGCACCUGGUGCAGGCGGCGCUGUGGUGCGCGCUGCCCGAGCGCUACAACACGCGCGGCCGCCGCCUGCACGCGCCGCAGCGCGCGCGCCACGCCGUCGCCGUGCUCAUGCGCCGCGCCGCCGCCGGCCGCAGACUGCAGAUCCCGGCGUUCCCGGUGUAUACGCGGUCGGGAGAGGUGCGCGUGUCCGUGGAGCCCGCGCGGGGCGCCGACGUGCGCCUGUCGCCGCGCCGCGCCGAACUCAUACACAGAUUCAUGCGUUUUGUCUUUUCGGACGUCCUUCGAGUGAGACGCCGCGGGAUGAAACUGCAAAUGGAGGGGUCUACACAUAACAAUUAUUAUAUUGUGCCGACUGUUAAAAAAACGAGAGAGGAUGGGUCAACAUGGAUAGAUAUCGACUGGCCGUUCUUAGAACUGAUAUACAAACACACAGAAGAGAAGAAACUUCAAGAAAUAGAGAAACCAAUUCUAUGGGAGGAGGGGGAGAAAAAGGAUAAGAAGGAUAAAGAGAAAGUGAAGAAGAUGGAGAAUCCAUUAUUGAAACCCGGAGAAGUGUUUGUUUUUGAUGCAGAGAAAUAUAAAGAGGCAGUGGUCACACCGUGGUAUAGAAAUCAGGAUCAACCACAGUUCUUCCUGGUGGCGGAGAUCUGCUGGCACCUGACGCCGGAGUCGGCGUUCCCGUCGGCGCAGCACGCCAGCUUCCGCGCCUACUACCGCGCCAAGUACGGCGCCGAGCUCACGCAGCGCGCGCAGCCGCUGCUCGACGUGGACCACACCAGCGCGCGCCUCAACCUGCUCACGCCCAGGUACGUGAACCGCAAGGGCGUGGCGCUGCCGGUGUCGUCGGAGCGCACGCGGCGCGCCAAGCGCGACCGGCUGGACCAGAAGCAGAUCCUGGUGCCGGAGCUGUGCCGCGUGCACCCCUUCGCCGCGCCGCUGUGGUUCGCGGUCGUGGCGCUGCCCUGCGUGCUCUACCGGAUAAACGCUUUAUUGAUAGCCGAUGAAAUCAGACGAGCUGUGGCCAUAGACGUGGGAUUGGGGAUCCCCCGGAUAGAUGAUGAGACCUGUCCCGGCUUCCAAUGGCCGCCAUUGGAUUUUGGAUGGAGUCUGGCUGAGGUUCUUAACGCGGAUGACAAAAGUGAGAAAAAGAAAGACGAUGAGGAUGCCAAGAAGGAAGAUAAAGAGUACAGAACAAAAGAAGAGAAAGAAGUACACCAGAAAGAAAUAGAAGAUAAGAAAGAAGAAGUGAGAGAGAAAACUAUAAAUGAUAUAUUACAAGAGAAACUAGAUGCGGAAAGUGGUUUCGAAAUAGGCACGUGGAGUAACGAAAUGGCUUCGUCCAUACCGCAGGAGUACGACGAGCUCUUGGAACCGCUGCCCCCUAACCUCACCUUCUGUACUUCUUCGUCUGGUGGAGCGAAUUGGUCGGAGCCGAUAGAAAAGCCGAAAGGGCAGUACAAUACCGGCCGUACGUUUUCAAUGGCAGACAGCGACUGCUCUUAUAUGUCUAGCGACUUCGACACCGACGACACGGACAUGACGGACGGCAGCGACGACGACACCGACACCACGGGCUUCUGCAGCAGCAGGAAUUCUAAUGCGGCGAUGGGCGUGCGCAUAGAGUACAAGACGGCGCACGAGGCGGAGGCGGUGGACGUGGGGCGCGCGCGCGCGGUGGCGCCGGCGCCGCACCGCGACGCCCGCGACGACGCCGCGGACCGCCGCGCGCACCGCGACUGUCUGAGGGAGGGGGACGCCCCGCCGGAGUAUGUAGAAAAGUUUCGAUCUUCAGUAAUGCAGCAUGAAAACGAGAUCAAAGACAACGGUCUUUUAAUAGACAAAAAUAAACAAAUAGUCGAUCUACUACCGGAACCUAAUAAAAAUAUCAUAGACAAUAUAGAUAAUCUGUUCAAAUAUAAACAUAACUCGACCAACGAUCAAAAUAAAAUGAAAAUUAUUAUAGAUAAUAAUAAAAAUAAUGACAAAAAUAUGUCAAAAGAAGACAUGACAGCCAAAGACAAUUCAAAACCGAAAGAAAUUCCAAAUCAAAAAAUCAUAGACGAAAUAUUUCCAUAUGGCAAUAAAAUUGAAUUUGAAAAUGGUCAGAUAACACUGGAAUCUAUAGAAAAAAACAAAAGAGUUUUAUUGGCUGAAUUGAAGAAGUCUUUGUCUGAUGAGGAAAUUAAAAAAAUGAACUGUUUCUCCAUGAAAGAUGUAGAUAUAGAUGGAGAAGAUUAUGUCAAUGAAAAGGUAGUUAAUGUUGGGUUCGAUUCCAAAGAGAAAUAUGCAGAAAAAGUUAAUUCUUGGAAGGAUAAGCAUGAGUAUAAGCCGUAUUAUAUGGAAAAAGGUCAGAAUGGGAAAGAGUUUGACUUUGAUUUUCAACCGGAUUUGGAGGGACAUCCGGGGCCUAGUCCCAGUCUUAUUUUACAGGCACUGACGAUGUCGAACGCCAACGACGGCAUAAACCUGGAGCGGCUGGAGACGAUCGGCGACAGCUUCCUGAAGUUCGCUAUCACAGCGUACCUGUACUGCGCGCACCCGGCCGUGCACGAGGGCAAGCUCUCGCACAUGCGCAGCAAGCAGGUGUCGAACCUGAACCUGUACCGGCUGGGGCGCGCCAAGCGGCUGGGCGCGCGCAUGAUCGCGUCUAAGUUCGAGCCGCACGACAACUGGCUGCCGCCGUGCCACGCGCCGCCGCCCACGCUACACGCGCACCAGGGUGACGGUAAAGAGAAAACGGAGAGCACGGACACGCCCAUAGACAAUAGUGGAUGUUUCAUACCGUACAAUCUUAUAACUCAACACAGUAUACCAGACAAGUCGAUAGCGGACUGCGUGGAGGCGCUGAUCGGCGCGUACCUGCUGGCGUGCGGGCCGCGCGGCGCGCUGCUCUUUAUGUCGUGGCUGGGCCUGCGCGUGCUGCCGCGCCACGCGCUGCCGCUGCCCGCCGCCCACCCCUACGCCCGCGCCCACGCCCGCACCCGCGCCCACGCCUCGCGCCCGCCGCGCCGCCGGCGGGCGCGCGAGGAGGAGGGGGAGGGGAAAGACAAAUCGAAGGCCACGUCGCCGAGCUCGUCGGAGUCGUCCUCGGAGGAGGAGCCCGAGGGCGCUCCGCCCCCGGACUGGAGCUGGCCGGGCCGCGCGGUGGGCGCGCUCAAGCCCUACUGCGACGCACAGGGACGCUGGUGGCAACCAAUAUAUGGAGAGCUGAAAGCGCCUCCGUCCCCACUGUUAAGGUACAUAGAAGAUCCCGAGGGAGAGUUGGAACAAAUGCUUUCCGGUUACGAUGCGUUAGAAAGGACGCUUCAAUACAGAUUCAAGGACCGCUCCCUUCUACUGCAGGCCCUCACCCACGCCUCGCACCAGAGGAACAGGCUUACAGACUGCUACCAGAGGCUCGAGUUCCUUGGAGAUGCCAUUUUAGACUACCUGAUCACGCGGCACCUGUACGAGGACCCGCGGCGCCACUCGCCCGGCGCGCUCACCGACCUGCGCUCGGCGCUCGUCAACAACACCAUCUUCGCCACGCUCGCCGCCAGGCACGGCUUCCACAAAUAUUUUAGACACAUGUCGCCGGGUUUGAACGAGGUUCUAACAAAAUAUGUUAAAAUACAAGAGGAGAAUGGGCACUCUAUUAGUGAAGAGCAUUACCUCAUACAAGAGGACGAAAUGGAGCAAGCGGAAGACGUGGAAGUGCCCAAGGCGUUGGGAGAUCUAUUCGAGUCUGUCACAGGAGCUAUAUUCUUAGAUUCCGGUAUGUCGUUAGGUGCGGUGUGGCGGUCGGUGGGCGCGUUGCUGAGUGCGGAGCUGGAUGCCUUCAGCGCGGCCGCACCCAAGUCCCCGGUCCGGGAGCUGCUCGAGGCGGAGCCCGACACUGCUAAGUUUGGUAAACCUGAGCGUUUAGCGGACGGACGACGUGUACGUGUUUGUGUCGAAGUAUUUGGUCGAGGGACGUUCAAAGGCGUCGGUCGAAACUAUCGUAUUGCGAAGGGAACUGCGGCUAGAUGUGCUUUACGGCAUUUGAGGGAUCAUCGUCCACGU
Brenthis ino (lesser marbled fritillary) is the source of this 7548-nucleotide messenger RNA. Lineage: Eukaryota; Metazoa; Arthropoda; Insecta; Lepidoptera; Nymphalidae. The record is from the annotation of a GenBank genome assembly.